This is a messenger RNA of Triplophysa rosa, 4309 nucleotides long. RefSeq names its product DNA (cytosine-5-)-methyltransferase beta, duplicate b.3 (gene dnmt3bb.3). Lineage: Eukaryota; Metazoa; Chordata; Actinopteri; Cypriniformes; Nemacheilidae. The transcript is spliced from 24 exons. Gene Ontology annotation, molecular function: DNA (cytosine-5-)-methyltransferase activity, acting on CpG substrates; DNA binding. The record is from RefSeq and is a predicted model, not a curated record. Gene Ontology annotation, biological process: negative regulation of transcription by RNA polymerase II. The coding region runs from base 183 to 4046 and encodes 1287 amino acids. Gene Ontology annotation, cellular component: nucleus.
AGGGGCGGAGCCUGCUGCGCUUCCUCUUGUUGAAGCGACGCUGUGCUAAUGUAGCGGGAAUGUCAUUAAGACCGAUGACAUGCGUGAAAACUACACGUAUGAAAUAGUGCUGGUGCUGUUUUCUGCCAUUUGAUGAACUGCUUGUGAUGAACAGAAGAUAGACACACUGAAAACAAGCCCAAAUGUCUAAUGUAGAGUGCCGUACCACCCGAUCUCACGGUGUCAUAAACGCACAGUCUUCAAACCACAAUGGAACGAACGGUACAAAGAAAUCAGGUGGUAAAUCUGCAUCCUCCAGCUCAGCCGUGGUGUGUUUCUUCAAAACAUAUUGCCCACCUACUUCAGCUGAUGCUGGUUCGAUCCUUAACAACAGCAGGGUGAGACAUGUGUUAGGCCAGAAAUAUCAUGAAGACAUCACAACCGUCUGCAGUCAGACACCGUACUGCCUUUAUUUUUACACCGGAGUUGAUCUCGGGGAGGAGAAGAACGGCAAUGUCAUCAUGGUGGGCUUUUUUGACAAAGCUACUGGAGAAAACCAAAUCAUACUGCUUGAUGUUUUUAGUUCAGAGGAGACUGCUGAUGCCAUAUGCUCCUGCGUUGUAGAGAUUCUGAAGAAGUACAAAAUACCUUUGACAAACAUGGCGAUCGUCUAUUCAGAUUUCCCACGUCAUGAAGAUCUUCUCUCCGGUCUGAAGGCGUUCAAGCCAGAGAUUGUGUCUUUGUGUGGACUUGCAAAUCUGGGAGGACAGGUGUGUCACAGUGGUGUCAUGGAAAUGGAGUUGUCAGGGUUGAUUCUGAAUUUUAUUACGGAUGUAUACAAACACUUUCCAACCUUCCCAGUUUCUUUGAAAGAAAUGCUAAUAGAUGUUGACUUGAAUCGGACUUUAACAUCUCAAUGUUCUCUCUUCUGGAGAAUAAUCGAUAGAAUCACCACCGCAUGGUCGGACCUCGAGAAACACUUCGGUCAGAAUACAACAUCCGAUGUAAAAACAAUCCUCAGUGAUGCGAAACUAAGACUCAGUAUCUUGUUUCUGUGUCAUGCUUUGCAACCACUUUACAACUUUCAGGAGAAGAUUCACCAAGGUGCGAGCGUGACGCACUUGCUCCAAGAUGCUUCUCGGUUACUGACAUUCUACACAUCGAGUUUCCUCCGAAGUGAAGCAGCCGAGUCUUUUCUGAGACGAGGAAAGAUCUCGCUUCUGAAGGACACAGCGGGACAUUUACCAAGAGGAGAGGUUCAAGUUGGCAAAGCGGCGGCUGACUUUCUUCUGCAGAAUUCAGAGGAGUUGACGGAUUACUUGGAGAGCUUCCAUAAGACCGUCAUCUCGUUCUACACCACCGUUACUCUUCGCAUCGUUGAAUGUUUACCUUUACCAGAUUCAACCUUGAAAAACUUGUCUUUGGUGUUGAGCCCGGGGAGAAAGCUCGAAGUGACCAGCAGGAUAGUUCAAGAGUUAGGGGCUCGCUUUGGAGUCUGCUCAAGCCCAGAGACGGUCAGUUUGCUGACAGAUGAGUUUUUGGAGUACCAGUUUAUUGAUGAAAGUGACGUGCGCAUAGAUGAACAGUCGAUGGAGCAGUACUGGAAGAGAGAGCUGAGGAUUAUGGGAAGGACAUCUUUUUGGGGGAAAUUAAUCGUUAGUCUGUUGGCCCUGCCCGGAACGUUGAAGAAAGAGAUCGUUUUUGAGCAGCUGUUUCACCACACGGAGGAGAAAAAUAUGGCAGAUGAUGAUGUCACAGACAGCAGCUCUUAUAAAAGCGCUCCAUCGCAUAUUAGUCCAGAGAAUGUGGACAGCAUCACAUCCGGAGUUGCUGACCUGAUGGAAGUGGAGGACAGUGUAUCAAUCUCAUCUAAAUCAGACUCGGAGAGCCGGAUGGACACACAAGGAAACUGUGAUGAUGAUGACGUCACUGAUGAUGAUUGCAGCAGCAGUGGUGAUGAUGUCUGUUUGAGUAAUCGUAGGAAAAGAAAAAGACAUUUUAAAGAGAUGCAUACCAAACAGGAGCGAGGUAAUACACAUCAGGGCAAUUAUGCAGUUGGUGAGAUGGUGUGGGGGCCGAUUGAGGGCUUUGGUCUCUGGCCCGGUCUGGUUCAGAGUUUGGAUAGUGAGAAGCCCUGUGACUCCAUGCGUAAAGUGAUGUUCUUUGGUAACAGGAUGGUCUUGGAGAGCAGUGAAGGAGAUCUGCUGCCCUUCUUUUCAUUCGCUCAGUGCUUCUGUUCCAAUUCCUUUGCAACGGUGACUACGUAUAAAGAUGCAAUCUUCAGUUCUCUUCAGGUGGCUUCCAAGCGCAGCAGAAUGUUUUUUUCUCCCGACACAGAUUGUAAAGAAGAGCUGAUAAGAGUUAUGUUGAACUGGGCUUUUGGAGGUUUCAAACCAUCGGGUGUAAAAGGGCUUCGACCUCCAUCAGGUUACAACGAGAUCAUGCCGCAACCAGUGAACAGAAAAGCGAGCGCUCCAAACCGCAGCACCCGCCCGGAAAAAUUAUUCAGUUUAACUGUAUCUCUGAAUAAACUCGCUGAAUCUCUGGACCUUAGCAAAGGCUCGAUAGACCUCACGGAAAAAGACAUUUAUAGGGAACUCGUGUGUCCAGAGGAUAAUCGGAGAUGGUUUAAAACCAUGAAGAACCGUUGGAACUUCAAACAUUUGCGGCGGAAUAAGCACACAGUCAUGCCGAGCAUGCAGGAGGUGGAGUAUAUGGAGGAGGUCCGGCCAAGACAGAACGGCCAACAAAGAGAUGCAAUGGUGCAUGAAGUACUCGUAAACAAAAGAAAGAUUGAAGAGUUCUGUUUAUCCUGUGGAAGUACAUCUGUGGAAGUCCUUCACCCGCUGUUUGAAGGAAGCCUGUGCAUGACAUGCAGGUAUAACUUCACAGAGACGCUGUACAGAUAUGAUGAGGAUGGAUAUCAGGCGUACUGCACUGUCUGCUGCUCCGGCAUGGAGGUCAUUUUGUGCGGCCUCAACAGCUGCUGUCGCUGCUACUGUAUGGACUGUCUGGACAUCCUAGUUGGUGUUGGCACAUUUAAGAAGCUGAAAGAAAUGGACCCUUGGAUCUGUUACCUGUGCGCACUAGAGCACAGCUCCGGAGCCAUGAGGCCCAGACACGACUGGAGCAACCGCGUGCAGGAAUUCUUUGCUAACACCAGUGGCGUGGACUUUGAGUUUCAACGUGUUUACCCAGCAAUCCCUGCCAACCAGCGACGUCCAAUCAGAGUCCUCUCUUUAUUUGAUGGUAUAGCCACAGGAUGUUUGGCUCUAAGAGAACUGGGCUUUAAAGUGGAAAAAUAUGUGGCCUCAGAAGUGGAUGAAGAAUCUGUUGUCAUCUCCAUGGUUAACCAUGAUGGAACUAUCACUCACGUGGAUGAUGUUAAAAGUAUUACUAAAGAUCACAUCAAAAAGUGGGGCCCAUUCGAUCUUCUCAUUGGUGGCAGUCCCUGCAAUGACUUGUGCACAGUCAAUCCUUCCCGAAAAGGCUUGUAUGAUGGCACUGGGCGGCUCUUUUUUGAGUAUUAUCGGCUUCUGAAUAUUCUGAGGCCGAAGGAGGACGACCCACGGCCAUUCUUUUGGCUAUUUGAAAAUGUCGUAUUAAUGGAAACCAAAACUAAAACUGCCAUUUCCCGCUUUCUAGAAUGUAACCCUGUGCUUAUUGAUGCUGUGAAAGUCAGCCCUGCUCACAGAGCAAGAUACUUCUGGGGAAACAUACCUGGCAUGAACAGACCAAUUGUACCAUCUAAAAAUGACAAAGUUAAUCUUCAAGACUGUCUAGACGCUGGCCGCACUGCAAAGCAUGACAAAGUUCGUACCAUUACCACACGUCCAAAAGCAAUGGGGUCAGGGGCCAGUUAUACUGACUGCCCAGUCAUCAUGAAUGGAAAAGAUGACAAUAUAUGGAUCACAGAAAUGGAGCAAAUAUUUGGAUUUCCAAAGCAUUACACAGAUGUAAAGAGCAUGGGCCGUUUGCAGAGGCAAAGAACGUUAGGGAAGUCGUGGAGUGUUCCCGUCAUAAAACAUCUGUUAGCACCACUGAAGGAUUACUUUGCUUGUGAUUAACUCAACAUGAACAGAACCUCUUUUUCUUCUUCAGAAGUUCUUGUUUAGUUUUUGCUCUGUGCCAGAGUAAAAAAAAACAAAGGGCAUGAGUUUGUUAUUGGGAGUCGGGCCCUUUCUGAAGGUGUUGUGUUGUCCUAAGUUUUGUUGGAAAUGGUAACCAUUGUUAUUUUACAUUUUGUGAUACAUUACAGAUAAAAAAUUAAUUUAAUAUUUAAAUGGAUUAACACAUGUAAAAGAUUGAGCUGAAUAAACUGAUAAAUGUG